AUGGUCCGCAUCCUCUCUGCUGUCGCAGUUGUCCUCGCCAUCGCCUUUGGGGCGCAGGCUUCCUACACCUGCCAGUGCAACUUCUCAGACGGCUCGCACUGCUGCGCUGCUACCAGCGCCCAAGGUGCUAACGUGCCUUGCGCUACGGUCUGCAAAGACGCCCAUCGAAACAGUGACAACGUUGCCUGCAACGCUGGUGGCAAAUGGUCUUCUGUUAGCGCGUGGAACGUUCAAUUCCGUGCGCCUUGUGCCGUCCAGAAUUUUCAGUAA
Alternaria burnsii is the source of this 270-nucleotide messenger RNA. RefSeq lists its product as uncharacterized. The record is from RefSeq and is a predicted model, not a curated record. The transcript is spliced from 2 exons. NCBI's taxonomy places the organism in Eukaryota, Fungi, Ascomycota, Dothideomycetes, Pleosporales, Pleosporaceae. The coding region runs from base 1 to 270 and encodes 89 amino acids.